AUGGCAACAGGAGACCCGACGCCCCUCCUCCGCCAAAUCCACGAAACAUCCUUCUUGUCUCCUCCGAAGAGAUCUUCGUACCCUCCGAUCUCGAGUAUCCCGCGCACCAGCCCCGAACGCCUCGCCGCCGCCGCCGAAGACACCGCACAACAUGCCAAAGAAGACAUCGCAGCAGGAGACGGAGACCAAGCAGAAGCGGAAAAGACAAUCCUCUACCUAGCCUACGGCUCCAACCUCUCCGCCGAGACCUUCCUGGGCGCCCGCGGCAUCCGCCCCGUCUCCCAGACCAACGUCUCCGCCCCCUCCCUCACCCUCGUCUUCGACCUCCCCGGCCUGCCCUACCGCGAGCCCUGCUUCGCCAACACGGCGCCGCGCAAGGUGCCCGAGAUCCCGCGCCCGCCGGGUGAUCCGCGGUUUCCUCCGCUCCCUGCCCCGCCGCCGCCGCCUUCCGAGAAGCAGCAGCAGCGUGAGUACGACGUGGAGGGACAGAUGGAGAGAGAGAGCGCGACGCCGGACCGCGGCUGGACGAAGGGGCUCUACGGCGUCGUGUACGAGGUCACGCCGCGGGACUACGCCACCAUCGUGGCCACCGAGGGCGGGGGCUCGUCGUACGCGGAUAUACUGGUCCCCUGCGUCUCCCUCCCGCCGCGGGUAUCCGUCCCGGAGAAGCCGCCGAUCGAUAUCCCUAGGCCCUUCCUCGCGCACACGUUGUACUCCCCCGCGAUUCCCGACGCGGAGCCGGAGAAGCCCGGUCGUGGUCAGAGUACCUACAGCCACGACGGAGACGACACCCCCGAAGACCCCCGCAAGAAGUGGUACUACCGCCUGAUCAAGCCCCCGCGCCGCCCGGACCCGAACUACGCGCAGCCCUCGGCGCGCUACCUGAAGCUCAUCACCGACGGCGCGGCCGAGCACGAGCUGCCCGACGACUACCAGCGCUGGCUGAACGGGUUGGCGGCGUAUACCGUGACGACGUGGCGGCAGCGGGUCGCGCGGUGGCUGCUGACGGGGCUGUUCCUGCCCGUGAUGCUGGUGUUCUUUCAGCUGAACAAGUGGCUCGCGGAUAAGGAGGGCAAGUUCCCGCUGUGGUUGGGGGUCGGGCUGAGUGUGGUGUUUAACCUGCUCUGGAUGGCGUAUGAUGGUGUGCUGAAGCCUGUGUUUGGGGACGGGGAGAGGACGGAGGAGGAGGGGGAGAGAAGGUGGAGGAGGGUGGAGGGGUCGGAGUUUGAGAAGAGGAAUUUGUUGUUGGGGGAUUGGUAG
Molecule: messenger RNA, 1260 nt
Organism: Colletotrichum karsti
Lineage: Eukaryota; Fungi; Ascomycota; Sordariomycetes; Glomerellales; Glomerellaceae
Product: putative gliotoxin biosynthesis protein GliK
Exons: 1
Coding region: 1-1260 (419 amino acids)
Molecular function (GO): gamma-glutamylcyclotransferase activity
Source: RefSeq, a predicted model, not a curated record